AUGUCUGAUACUGUUCCAUCAAGAGCCAAUUCACCCCGACCGCUGGCUUGCGUUACAUGUCGUAUUCGCAAAGUCAAGUGUGACAAGAAAAUCCCGUGUUCUAAUUGCGUCAAGGCAAACGUAAAAUGCGCUUCAAAUACCCCAAAACAGCGGAAGGGAAUACGGCACCAUGAAGAUCUACGGCAGCGAUUGGCACGCUGUGAGGAUGCACUCACCAAGAUUUCCGCUCAAACACUCUUGCCUACUGAAAAACCCAACGCCCCAGAGGCCGGGACAACCAGAACCAAACACUAUGGCCAGCUGGUCGAUUCAUCGGGCAGUCCGCAUCUAGUCGAGAAUGAAUUGUGGGCGACUGUACACAAUGAGCUGCAUGCUAUCCAUGGCAUUCUAGAUAAUGCUGAACUCGUCGACGACUCCAGCCGUGAGUCCUCAUCCACAACGUCGAGCCUCGAGACUGGAAUUGUCUUUCAGCAAGCCGCCCCGGGGGACCUGAUAGGCUGUUAUCCCCAAUCAGUGCAUAUCUUUUACCUGUGGCAAGUCUUCUUGGACAGAAUCCAUCCCUUGACUAGAAUUUUGCAUUCUCCCACGAUGCAGCCCAUCAUGAUGAAGGCAUCGGCUGGUGUAAAACAGAUCUCGGCAAGCCACGUGUCUUUAUUAUUUGCAAUAUGUCUCACAGCAACUGUCGCCCUCAAAGACGCAGAGUGUACCUGCUUUCUCGGAGUAACAAAGCAGGAAGCAAUUCAUCAGUAUACCAAAGGUCUGCGGGCCGCUUUCAAUCAAAUCGACUUGUCAAGCAACCAUGACUUGGUUGUGCUACAGGCUUUAGUCCUCUACAUGAUCGCCAUCACUGGUCGGUUUGAUUCUCAUGGGGCUUGGAUAGUAUUCGGGUUUGUUAUCCGGAUCGCACAGAAGAUGGGCCUUCAUCGAGAUGGAGAUCACUUGGACCUCCCGCCUUUUGAAGCCGAGAUGAGGAGGCGAAUUUGGUGGCAAAUCGUACUCCUCGACACAGUCAGCGCACUGAGCUCUGGCAUGAGCUCUUCGCUUCUCCUUCGAGAAUGGGAUACAAAGAAACCGUCAAACAUAAGCGAUUCCGAGCUUGUCCCGUCAAUGAAGGAACUUCGGCCAGAAAAUGGACCGACGGACAUGAUAUUCUUGCUUAUGUAUUAUGAAAUUGGGAAAACUCUGAUUGAACAGCCAACACUUCAAUCUCCGUUGAACUGGAUGAAGAAUGACACCUUGUCUUCCUCCAUACAAGACAACACCCAGAAGCCACAGUCUACUGUAACACAACUAGACGCGAAACUUCAGGACAUUUUUAACCAGUACGGCAACCCCGCCAUGGGAGCUGUUCACGAACUCGCAAGCGAAAUGAGGCAUACACUAUGGUCGCGAGUACAAGAGCUUACUCAGCUAGCAAAUGGUUCAACAGACAAGGCUUCUACCAAGCAUUCGUCGCCCAUGGAUAUAAUUUUCAACAUCGCCAUUGUCAUGGGAGAACACGACAUACGAUUGUACCAGGCGACGGAGAAAAGCGGAUGUUUCUCUUGGUUUGCACUUUCACGAUUUCAGUCUGGUAUGUUCUCUUUCAUGGUGGGCCAACUUGCUACGCACAAACCGGAUGAAUCGACAAAGAGAGCAUGGGAGGUGGUCAACUUUACCUAUACCCAUCAUACGGAGCUGUUCGAACCUGCAGUCAAACUGCAUCUAGGAUUGGCCGCGCAGGUUCUCAAAGCAUGGGAUGCGCAUGGAAACAGUGUACAGAAUGCGCCAGCGAGUCUUUUUGACGAGCCCGACUACAUCGUCAGAUUACGAGAGAUGUUGGAACCUCGAGCGCCUACUUGGAAUACGACAGUCGAUGACAGCCUUGAUCAGAUAAACAUCGAGGCUGACUCGAGUGGCGGCGGUGCGUUUAUGAAUCAAGGCCUCGAUCCAUUCGCGUCAUGGCCAGGAAAUGCGCAAAUGUGGCAGAUGCCUAUGCAGAAUCCCCAGCCGGGCGAAGAUUUCAACUUUGAUCCUAGCUUUGUACUUCGUUCUUCUUGA
Messenger RNA from Pestalotiopsis fici W106-1, 2040 nucleotides. RefSeq lists its product as uncharacterized. The coding region runs from base 1 to 2040 and encodes 679 amino acids. The record is from RefSeq and is a predicted model, not a curated record. NCBI's taxonomy places the organism in Eukaryota, Fungi, Ascomycota, Sordariomycetes, Amphisphaeriales, Sporocadaceae. Gene Ontology annotation, molecular function: DNA-binding transcription factor activity, RNA polymerase II-specific; zinc ion binding; DNA binding. Gene Ontology annotation, biological process: regulation of DNA-templated transcription; DNA-templated transcription. The transcript has 7 exons.